AUGGCCGACAAGCUGCGCACGCUCCAGAACCUCGAGGCCAUGCAGGCGCGGUACGUGGGAACGGGCCACGCGGACACGACCAAGUACGAAUGGACGUCGAACAUAAUCCGGGAUAGCUACGCUUCGUAUAUUGGGCAUCCGCCGAUGCUGUCAUAUAUGGCUGUUGGCAUGGGCGAGCCGAAGGAGAAGGUGCGCGCGAUGUUUAUCGAGAAGAUGGUGAGGGGGGCUGGGAAUCCGCCUGAGACGCAGGAGUGA
This is a messenger RNA of Aspergillus pseudonomiae, 255 nucleotides long. RefSeq names its product splicing factor 3B subunit 5 family protein. The transcript is spliced from 2 exons. Gene Ontology annotation, biological process: mRNA splicing, via spliceosome. Gene Ontology annotation, cellular component: precatalytic spliceosome; U2 snRNP. Bases 1 to 255 code for a protein of 84 amino acids. The record is from RefSeq and is a predicted model, not a curated record. Lineage: Eukaryota; Fungi; Ascomycota; Eurotiomycetes; Eurotiales; Aspergillaceae.